CUUUUUCUUUCUGGUGACUUGUCAAAGACCUCCCCUGCAGUGGACUGUACAUAUUGCUUCUGCCACAGCAUCUCUUCACGCGUACUUUGUGACAUCUGUUCCGGCCGGGAUUCUUUCGUCCCCGCUUUUGUCCCUCCGCCGAUUGUUUACCGACCGGGCAACCUCGGUCGAAACGAAGCGAAGCGCUUUCCACGUUUCGCACCGCGUGCAUGCGCUUAACGAUCGCUACGAAGCGUUCUUGAGCCUUUUUUCUUCUGUUCGAUCUUUUUUCUUUUUUGGCAGUCUUUACACCCAUGAGUGGCUCGUCUGCGAAACUCUGCGCGGACUACUUGCCCGGCGCACUGCGGUCCCGGGGCCUUGUCCUGCGUCGCGCCGCUCCUGCUCCGCGGGAAGGAGGAGGUGUGCGUAGAGUAUGCUCUCGCUACUCUCGCCGAGCGUUUCAUCAUGGAUCUCAGGGUGCGCGGCAAUCGACGAACGUGUGGGUCAAUGGUGGCUCUGAUCCAGUUGACCUAAUACGGGUUCAGGGUCAGUAUGCGCGGAGGUUCGCGACGGCAGUCCCGGGGAAGAGCGAAGCUUCUUCGAGUGCAGCUGGGCUGCCCGGGGGUCCAUUGGCCGAGUACGACAAACGGGUGCAAGAAGGUCAUUUGCGGGAUGAUCCUUAUCAGAGACAAAUCAUCGAAAAGCUGCAAGACCUCUACGAACGACUGGCAUCCUACCACCCGCCUGCGGUGAUCCACCCCAGCCCGGAGUCUCUCGAUCCCACGCCCAAGUCGUCUUCGUUCUUCGGCUCGCUCUUUGGGCGCAACAGCGGCACCACGAAGUCGGAAUUGACAAUUCCCGCAUCCCUUCCUAAAGGACUGUACAUGUAUGGCGACGUAGGGUGCGGCAAGACCAUGCUGAUGGAUCUGUUCUUCGAGGCGUUGCCGGCCAACAUUCGGGCGAAGAACCGUAUCCAUUUCCACAACUUCAUGCAGGAUGUGCAUAAGCGCAUGCAUGUGGUGAAGAUGAAGUACGGGCAUGACUUUGACGGGCUCCCGAUUGUGGCAGCGGACAUCGCAGCGCGGUCGAGUGUCUUGUGCUUUGAUGAGUUUCAGUGCACGGACGUGGCAGACGCGAUGAUUCUGCGGAGACUCAUUGAGCACCUCAUGUCGCACGGCGUGGUGAUCGUCACCACCUCCAACCGCCACCCGGACGAUCUCUACAAGAACGGCAUUCAGCGCGACUCCUUCAUCCCAUGCAUCAACCUCCUCAAGACCGCCCUGCAGGUUAUUAAUCUCAAUUCUCCGACCGACUACCGCAAGAUCCCCCGCCCUCCGGCCGCCGUGUACCACCACCCGCUCGGACCGGAGGCCGAUGCGCACGCGCAGAAGUGGUUUGAGUACCUUGGCGACUUCACCAACGAUCCCCCGCACCCGACGACGCAAGAAGUCUGGGGGCGCAAAAUCUCCGUGCCGCUGGCGAGCGGCAAGGCGGCGCGUUUCUCCUUCCAGCAGCUGAUCGGGUCCGCUACGGGGGCGGCGGACUACCUGGAGCUGGUGCGCAAUUACGAGGCGUUCAUCAUCACGGACGUGCCGGGAAUGAAUUUGAACCAGCGAGAUCUGGCCCGACGGUUUAUCACUUUUAUCGAUGCUGUUUACGAGAGUCGGGCCAAACUCGUCCUCACCACCGAAACUCCACUCACCAACCUCUUCCUCUCCGACGCAGACGUCCGAACCACCCUCACCGACCAAACGGGCGACGACCACUCCGACCUGUCGGAUGCGAUGCGCAUGAUGAUGGAUGAUCUGGGGCUGUCGAUGCAAGCCCUCAAAACCACAUCGAUCUUCUCGGGUGACGAGGAACGUUUCGCGUUCGCGCGUGCGUUGUCUCGUCUCACCGAGAUGGAGAGUAGGCAGUGGGUGGAGCGGGGGUUGCCUGGUUCUGCAUCCGGGCAGGGACAGAGUAGCGCAGAGGAUGCGAAGGAGAAGGCGAAGGAGAGAGAGGAGUUUUUGAAGGGGAGGGGAAGGUGGGCGGAGGAUAAUAUGUAAUCCUUGGCUGCCUCGGGUUUGUUUAGAAACUUUCUAGGGUACCCUGGGGGAUGGGAAGGGGCAAGCUGGAGGGACAGUUUGUGAGAAGGAUGUAGAUCUGCAUGAAUGUGUGGAUAGAGAGGGCACUUCGCUGUAAGUAUGGUGUU
Messenger RNA from Aspergillus saccharolyticus JOP 1030-1, 2173 nucleotides. RefSeq names its product AFG1 family ATPase. Gene Ontology annotation, molecular function: ATP binding; ATP hydrolysis activity. The record is from RefSeq and is a predicted model, not a curated record. Lineage: Eukaryota; Fungi; Ascomycota; Eurotiomycetes; Eurotiales; Aspergillaceae. The transcript is spliced from 4 exons. Gene Ontology annotation, cellular component: mitochondrion; cytoplasm. Gene Ontology annotation, biological process: protein quality control for misfolded or incompletely synthesized proteins. Bases 294 to 2027 code for a protein of 577 amino acids.